AUGGCAGACGUGGAGGAAGGUGGUGUAGGGUCGGCUGGAUAUGGGGUUCGCGUGUGUGAUGGCUUUGGGUUGAAGGGGAGAUGGAGUAUUUCACAUAGGACAAAAUUCACGUGUUCACAUGUGUUGUUGAAGAAAUUCGGAGAAUACCUAUCAAAGGAAGCUAUGAUAUGGUAUCACAAUUUACUCGCUAAUUCUAUUGACUCAUUUGCUAUGCUUGCAGACUCUUUUGUGAAAGCACAUGCUGGGGCUAUCAAGGUCGAAAAUAGGAAGUCGACCUCAUCAAAUUUGGUGGCUUCACAGCAGUUGAAGCAGAAUCUGAAAGAACAUCCGGCUAUCACUUGGGCUGAUGUGCAUAACCAAUGUCAAUCAAAGAUUAGAGUCGAAGAUGAUCAACUAGGGGCUCCUUCCGGGUCCGUUUACCCUGUUAGACCCAUCGACAGAGUCAAGAGAGAUAUCGAUCGUGAACCAAUGUCGAACAGGGAUCUGUAUCAGCCGUACAAUGAGGAUCGAAGAAGCAGUGGGUACGGACGGGGUUCUAUGCAAAAUGAAAGGAGAAGUGAUCGAGGCAAGAGCAGUCGGGGACUCAUGAGCAAGAACGGUUUCGACAAGCCUAUCGGACCUAAAGAAGCACCGAGACGCAUCAAAGAUACCAAAUGGCCUCGACCUAUACAGUUCGACCUAGCCCAAAGGGAUCCAAACCAGAUAUGCAAAUAUCAUGGCACUCAUGGCCACAGAACAGAGGAUUGUCGACAGUUGAGGGAGGAGGUAGCCCGGUUAUUUAACAACUGGCAUCUUCGAGAAUUCCUGAGUGACUGA
Messenger RNA from Nicotiana attenuata, 816 nucleotides. RefSeq lists its product as uncharacterized. Bases 1 to 816 code for a protein of 271 amino acids. The record is from RefSeq and is a predicted model, not a curated record. The transcript has 4 exons. Lineage: Eukaryota; Viridiplantae; Streptophyta; Magnoliopsida; Solanales; Solanaceae.